Molecule: messenger RNA, 5460 nt
Organism: Colossoma macropomum (tambaqui)
Lineage: Eukaryota; Metazoa; Chordata; Actinopteri; Characiformes; Serrasalmidae
Gene: itga9
Product: integrin, alpha 9
Exons: 28
Coding region: 179-3271 (1030 amino acids)
Biological process (GO): integrin-mediated signaling pathway; cell-matrix adhesion; cell-cell adhesion
Cellular component (GO): external side of plasma membrane; integrin complex
Molecular function (GO): integrin binding
Source: RefSeq, a predicted model, not a curated record
UUGUGCAGCUCCGCGAGCGGACGAGCGGACCGAUGCUCCCGGGGCGCCGCUGCUCUGUCCAGGCUUCUCCAGAAUGCGCCUGAGCGGACCGUCUGAGAGCGGCUGAGUGUAGGUGUAGCUCGGGAGUGCGUCACCGAGGCGCUCGAGACGUUUUUAGCCCGUUCGUACCGCGCUGAGGAUGCACGGCAGGAUGUCUGUCGCGCGCCCGCGGAGGAGAACGGCGCUGGACGUGUUCUGCGUCUGUUUGUCCAUAACUCUGGCUUAUUCCUACAACAUCGACCUGGAGCACCCCGUGCUGUUCCGCGGACCGCGCGAGACCUUCUUCGGAUAUUCGGUUCUCGAGCACUUUCAUGAUAACACGCGCUGGAUUCUGGUAGGAGCUCCCAGAGCGAACUCAUCCUUCAGCAGUGCCGUACGCUCACCUGGAGCUGUCUUUAAGUGCCGCAUCCACAGCAACCCGGAGCGACGCUGUACGGAGGUGGACCUGGGCAGAGGGAACAAGCAACGGGAGUCUUGUGGGAAGACGUGCCAAGGAGACAGGGACGACGAGUGGAUGGGGGUCAGCCUGGCGAGACAGGAUAAACCCAACGGCAAAGUUCUGGCCUGUGCACACCGCUGGAAAAACGUCUACUAUGAGUCGGAGCACAUCCUCCCCCACGGGUACUGCUCUGUGAUCCCUCCCACGUUACAGGGCAGCACGCGGGCACUCAUUCCGUGUUACGAGGACUAUAAGAAGACGUAUGGGGAAGAACAUGGCUCGUGCCAAGCGGGAAUAGCGGGUGUUUUCACUGAGGAGCUUGUCGUCAUGGGAGCACCUGGAUCGUACUACUGGACCGGAACAGUCAAAGUGUUCAACAUCACCUCCAACUCGCAGUACAGCCUCAACAAGGAUGAGCUGAGUUCUCAGAGAUACAGUUACCUGGGUUAUGCAGUGACCGCUGGCCACUUUUCCUCACCCACCACUAUCGAUGUUGCUGCUGGAGCCCCUCAGGACGGGGGUGAAGGAAAAGUUUACAUUUUCAGAAUUGAGGGUACAUCUCUUGUGAAGACCUUUCAAGCCUCAGGGAAAAUGAUGGGCUCUUACUUUGGCUCCUCACUGUGUGCAGUUGACCUGAACGCAGACGGACUGUCGGACCUGCUGGUGGGGGCACCCAUGUUCAGCGAGGUCCGGGACGAAGGCCAGGUGUAUGUUUAUCUCAGCAGGGGCAACGGGGUGAUGGAGGAGGCUGAGAUUCUGAACGGAGAGAACGCUUACAAUGCCCAUUUUGGAGAGUGCAUCACCACCCUUGGCGACAUUGAUGAUGAUGGAUAUCAAGAUGUGGCGAUAGGAGCUCCUAAAGAGGAUGAUUACGGAGGUGCUGUGUACAUCUACCACGGUGACGCGAAGGGAAUAGUCAGCAAGUACUCAAUGAGGUUGUCUGGGCGAAGCAUCAAUCCAGCCCUUCAAAUGUUUGGCCAGUCAAUAUCCGGCGAUGUGGACAUGGAUGGAAACGGAUACCCAGAUGUGACGAUCGGUGCGUUCAUGGCAGACAGCGUGGUGUUAUUAAGGUCCAGACCGGUAAUCACAGUGGACGUGUCCAUCUUCCUGCCGACCUCCAUAAACAUCUCAGUGCCUCAGUGUCACGAGGGCCUGCAGCAUCUCAACUGCUUUGAGGUCACUGUCUGUAUGAGCUUCCACGGGAAACGUGUGCCUGGACAGAUCGAGCUGCUGUACAACUUAACAGCCGACGCAGACAAAAGACACAAGGGCCUGCCGUCCCGCGUCUACUUCACACACGGCGGAGAGCAGACCGGUGUGGUGAGUCAGAUGUUCAGCCUCAGCGUCCACCGGCAGGAGUGCCAUCAGUACACCGCCUACGUGAGGAAAGAGGUGAAGGACGUGUUUGCAGCCAUCACCUUUGAGGCAGUGUACAGCCUGGGCAAGCACGUGCUGGACGGACAUCACGAGCAGGAGCUCGUUCCACUCACACCCGUCCUGCGCUGGAAUAAGGGAGAGAAGAUUGCAGCCAGGAAUGAGACGUGGUUUGAGAAGAACUGUCUGUCGGACGACUGCGCUGCUGACCUGAGGCUGAAUGGGAAGCUGCUUCUAUCUGGACAUCACGUCAGGCCUCAUCUCGCUCUGGGAGGAGUGAAGAACGUCUCCCUGAACUUAACCAUCUCAAACGCUGGAGAUGACGCUUACGACACCAACAUCUACCUAAAUUUCUCCAGGGAGGUUCAUUACAUCAACUUCCUGCAGAGGGAAGAGAAGGGCAUUUCCUGUGAGCUGGUUCAGCUGGACUUCCUCAAGUGCAGCGUGGGAUUUCCUUUCAUGAGAGCGCAGACCAAGUACCAUCUGUCCGUGCUGUUUGACACAAGUCAUCUGUCUGGUGAAAACGAGACGCUGCUAUUUUUAGUACAUGCCAGAAGCGCGAAUCCAGAGCACAAACUACAUGACAACACUUUGGAACUGUCCAUCCCACUGGUGCAUGAGGUGGACACAACUGUGACCGGUGUCGUCAAUCCUUCCUCGUUUGUGUACGGAAACUCCAUUGAGGCCUCUCGCUUCGUUCAGCUGGAGGACCUGGAGUGCAACUUUCAGCCCCUCAACUUCACCUUCCAGGUGAUAAAUAACGGGCCGAGCAGGCUGCCUGCUUCCACUGUAGACAUAAGGAUACCUAACAGACUGGUUGCCAAUGGGGCAGACAUGUUCCACAUCAUAGACACACAGGUGGCUGAAGGUCGAGGGAACUGUACGUGGCAGCGAAACCCCACGCCGUGCACCAUCCCCCAGGACAAAGAGAGCAUCUUCCACACCAUCUUUGCCUUCUUCACCAAGUCUGGCAGGAAGGUUCUGGACUGUGACCGGCCCGGGAGAGCCUGUCAGACCAUCUCCUGCAGCCUUGGAUCUCAAGCUAAAGAAGAAGCUACGAGUAUAGAUGUGCAAAUGCUACUGAACACUGAAAUACUGACGAGGGACAGUUCCUCAGUUAUCCAGUUUGUGACACGAGGACACGUCCAAGUGGACCACCGGGCUAUGGAGGUGUCCAGUGGCCUACCUGAGGACAUUUCACUGGUGUUUGAGGCGCUGCACAGUCAGGAGCCCAGGGGUUAUGUGGUGGGCUGGAUCAUCGCCAUCAGCCUGCUGGUGGGAAUCCUCAUCUUCCUCCUCCUGGCAGUUCUGCUCUGGAAGAUGGGCUUCUUCAGGCGGCGCUACCGAGAGAUCAUAGAGGCGGAAAAGAACAGGAACGACAGCGACGAGAGCUGGGAUUGGGUCCAGAAAAGCCAAUGAGAGCUGGGAAGCGUUCCCAGAAGAUCCCAUAAGCUGCUGCCUUCACCGUGGCCAUGCCCUAAAGACCCACACCCUCCAGUCUUCCAUAUGUGGAAGAGAAGAAUAUUCUCCAAAUUUUUCGGAGGUUUGACACUUUCGUUUUCUGUAGGCGGAGACGUUUGAGGUGACGGUGUGGCUCACCAAAGACUCAACAGUGGAACUCCAUUGAUCCCAGCGGGGACGGCCUCCUGCCAGUCGGAUCGGACUGGAGCGAUGGAAGGAGAGAAACUGGCACUUCCUCAGAAGGAUGUGGAUAUUGUGUCAAAACUAGCAGACAAUAAAUACCCUCAGGGCGCUGAUUAAGAGCAAAGAUCUAUUUUUUUUUACAUGUAUUCCAUGUUGUAUAGAUAAGAGCUUCAGGAGAGCUUGAAGUCUCUCUUUUUUGGCCUUCAGACAUAUCUGUAUGGUGUUGCGUUUUAAAAGCACUGAUGCCGAAGAGUUCAUGCUCUUCAUUCCGACCUUCCUGUUGCAGAUCUUCCAGAGACGAAAACGGAGGUUUUCAUAAAAACAGCAGAUAUAAUAAGACAGGAAUGUCGUAGAAAUGAAGGGCAGUACCUCUUGUCUGAUUUGUCUCAUUUAUCGUUCUGUUUUGCAGAGAGAUAUAUAAACACGCCAUUUCUGAGUUUGAUUAAUAUUCUGCGGUCAAUUACGUCCCGAAUUCUCAAAUGCAAAAAGGCCACGAGGAUCAGGUCAGUGCAAGUUAGCAGUUCUACAAAUCUAUCAGCCUGAAAUUUGCACUGGAUGAUAAAAAUCUGAAUUACAUCUGAAUUAAAGUGUUUAUAUGUCCCUCCAUCCUUAGGUAAGAUUACCUUUGUUGCCUUGGAGCCGGUUUCCCAGACAUGGACCCUGAACUUUGAUCGAUUUACAAAUCUUCUGCAUAAUCGCGUAUUUGAGAUGUAAACAAAGUGAUUCAGAGUGGUUUGGUUUUAUAUAUAUAUAUAUAUAUAUAUAUAUAUAUAGAAUAUAUAUUUUUUCACAGUUCUUUAUUUUUCGUAUUACGCAUAAUAUCUGCAGAAUUCAGAUGUAAACAAAGUUUACUGACAUGGUUCAUUGUAGAGACUUCUUUACAGUGGUGGUGAAAAAAGCAGAGGUGGACGUCUGGUUCCUAUCACCACCACUGUGAACAGCUCUGACUUGGUUUCUCUAGAACAGAGCGUUUCACACCAAACCACUCUGUUUACAUCUUAACCAUUUAAUUAUGCAGAAAUCUUAAAAUUUUGGUGAAAUUCCCCUUUAAUUUCAGUGUUCAGUUGAGUUUUACUGGAGUUUUUAGGUCUUAGGCUUAAUCUUGGUUUGGAAAACCGGCCCAUGGAGUACAAGAAUCCAGUCUAGCCGAGGCCGUCACACUUUUCCUGUCUUUUUUUGUGAUUAUUCUGCAUUUCUUAAAAUCUCAUUCAAACAGAGAUAUUAAUAAAUGGGAUGUGUGAGUUCCCUGCCAUGCUCAAAUACUGCACCUAAAAAUAGGAGAGAAUGUGCUGCACUUCAGGAGUGGGCUUAAGCUCACUCUCUCUGGGGCUUAUGGGAGAAAGUCUGUUUUAAGUCAACACUUUGGAAUGCAAGAGCUCCCUCAGAACGUACAUCUGUUACAAAGCAGGGCCACGCUCGAGAUCAGAGGGGCACGGUGGGCUGCUGAAAGGACUCUAAAUCAGCGCAACACAGAAGAAACAUGCAUGUUCGGGAAGAUAAAUGCAGUAGAAGAGCUGAAAAUGCACAAAUACUAAGCAAACAAUAGUUUUCCAGUGUUCUUCCAGAGGCCUGAGCAACUGCAGCUUGAGGCACAUUUAUAUACUCCUGAGUUGUUACUUCAUCCUUUCAUCCUGUCAUACUGAGAUGACCCAUUAUCAAAUAUAGAUCCAUUUUAUAAAGAACAAGAACAUGCCGUAUCCAUAGCUCAGCUCUCUGAAUGUAAACAGUGCCAUGAUGUGUUUGUUUCACCUAAAAUUUCACAGAUGUUCUGUUUAAAGGGCCUAUUAUCAUUGAAAACCGACUUUAAUUUUCUUCUUUUUUUUGGUAAGAGUUGUAAUUUCAUAUGCAAACACUGUUCGCUCCCCAGUCUGUACAGAUACCAUACACCAAUCAGGCAUAACAUUCUGACCACCUCCUUGUUUCUACGCUCAUUGUCCAUUUUAUCAGCUCCACUUACUAUAUAG